Messenger RNA from Syzygium oleosum, 1506 nucleotides. RefSeq lists its product as uncharacterized. The transcript has 9 exons. Gene Ontology annotation, molecular function: S-adenosylmethionine-dependent methyltransferase activity. Bases 189 to 956 code for a protein of 255 amino acids. The record is from RefSeq and is a predicted model, not a curated record. NCBI's taxonomy places the organism in Eukaryota, Viridiplantae, Streptophyta, Magnoliopsida, Myrtales, Myrtaceae.
CCACCCCACUCUCUUUACCUCGUCGUCUCGCUCACCACAGACCCAACCGAACCCCGCACUCCCACACACCACAGAAUAAAAGAGAAGGCGGCAGCAGCAGACAUAGCACCAGAUCACCUACUCGCUCGAAAGCGAACCAGCCACCGUGCAGAAGAAGGAGAAGGCGGAGGAGGCGGAGGAGGAGGAGCAUGUACAGGGACGUGUCCACCUGCAACACGUACAACUACGGCGACGCCGUGUACUGGGACGCUCGCUACGUCCAGGAAGCGGAGAUGGGCCAUUUCGACUGGUACCAGCGUUACGCUGGCCUUCGCCCUUUCGUCCGCAUGUACAUCCCCUGCUUCUCCUCUCGCGUCCUCAUGGUCGGAUGCGGCAACGCCCUAAUGUCCGAAGACAUGGUAAAGGAUGGGUAUGAAGACAUAACGAACAUUGACAUUUCCUCAGUGGCUAUUGAAAUGAUGAGAAGAAAAUAUGAAUGCAUCCCUCAGCUUAAAUACAUUGAAAUGGAUGUUAGGGACAUGAGCUUCUUCCCGGAUGAGUCAUUUGACAGUGUCAUCGAUAAAGGAACUCUUGAUUCCUUGAUGUGUGGCACGGAUGCGCCGACAAAUGCUGCUCGAAUGCUAGGAGAGGUGAGCAGACUUCUUAAAGCUGGAGGAAUUUACAUGCUGAUUACCUAUGGUGAUCCGAGUGUGAGGAUGCUUCAUUUGAACCAACCAGUAUACAACUGGCGAAUCAUUCUGUACAUCAUACCCAGACCAGGAUUUCAGAAGCCGGCAAACAAUAGUUCAACAUCAAGGUCAUAUCUGGAACCCGUGCCUCUUACUGACAAGGGUUUACUUCCACCUGAUUUUGUGGUGGAAGAUCCAGAUUCUCACUUCAUAUAUGUGUGCAAAAAGAUGGAUGAGACAGAGCUAAGUAGCAUAACAACCGACCCUUUGGAUGUUGAUAAUUUAUAGCGGCUUCUCCGAGUAUCUCAUUCUGAUGUAAGUCUGUCUCUCCAUGCAUCCCAAUCGCACACGUCCUGUUUUUCUUUUCCCCACAGACCAAAGCAUGCACGGGUACAUAUGUGCACGGGGAUGUACACGUUAAUGUACAUUAUGAAUCGGAGCGGACGAGGGACUAUAUUGAAGUUUAGCAGCUCUCAAUCAAUGAAUUGCAUCUAAAAUUAACUCUCUGACAAGCUUAGGAACAAUUUGAUAGCUGGACCUAUUGGCUUUGCAAGAACAAGGUCAGUGCAUCUCCCAUAUGUUGCCGGGCUUUUCAAUUGCUACGUGCAUAGAUAGAGUUUAUAGAUUUUAUGAGCAUGAUAUGAAAUUCUUAUCUAGGAUGAGAGUGUUGGAGAGGCAAAUUCAGGGCUCAUGGAAGUUCCAAAGGAGAAAAUUUCUUUGUCCAGAAUGCAAAUUCAUAAUGGAGAACUUAGUGGUUGAGCUUGAGGGAUGUGCAUGCAUGUGUGGACAAUGCGCCUUGUACCUAUUUGAUAGCGUAUAGGAAGCUCUUUCAAAAGGA